AUGGGCUUCAGAUUUCCAAUUAAGACAAAACUUCCCUCAGGGUUCCUAAAUGCCAGACUAAUUAAGGACCACUUCAAGAGGCAGCAAGUAGCGGAAAAUGAAGUCACUGUGAAAGCUCUAAAAUACAUAUCUAGAAACACUACUUUGCCACAGAAGCUGAGAAUGGAGGCCCAACUUCAGUUAAGUGCCAUGCCAAACUAUACCAGAGCCACACAGGUGAGAAAUAGGUGUGUGCUAACCGGUCAUUCGAGAUCUGUGCUCAGUGACUUUAGAUUGUGCAGAACACAAUUUAGAGAAAAGGCUAGAAACGGUGAAUUACCAGGUGUGAAGAAAGGUGUUUGGUAA
Messenger RNA from Eremothecium cymbalariae DBVPG#7215, 345 nucleotides. It is a transcript of the gene MRP2, whose product is annotated as mitochondrial 37S ribosomal protein uS14m. Gene Ontology annotation, biological process: translation. The record is from RefSeq and is a predicted model, not a curated record. Gene Ontology annotation, molecular function: structural constituent of ribosome. The transcript has a single exon. Bases 1 to 345 code for a protein of 114 amino acids. Gene Ontology annotation, cellular component: ribosome; mitochondrial small ribosomal subunit. NCBI's taxonomy places the organism in Eukaryota, Fungi, Ascomycota, Saccharomycetes, Saccharomycetales, Saccharomycetaceae.